AUGAUCGAUCUCCAGAUCCAUUUUGAUGCUGCCCAGCCCAAUUGCAAAGAAAUGGAGCCGUUUUCUCAACCAAGCCCGUUGUCCCCUUGGCUGAAUACCAUCCCUCCCGGCCAGCGAUCAGAUUGCGAUCCCGUGCUUAUGUCUUAUUUCGAACAUAUCAUCUGCAGCAGCGCAACUCUUGUCGAUAACGCACAUUACAACCCAUAUCGAUAUCUCAUACUCCCUAUGGCUCUGCAGUCCGACGGGCUAUAUCACGCUGCACUUGCAAUCGCAGCCAAUACCCUCAAGCUGUCAGACCAGCGGUACCGGCUGUCGGCAUUGGAGCAUCACCAUCAGGCAUUAAGUCACCUGCGUGGUCUAUUGAAUAAAGACAGCUGGGUGGAAAGUGAGCUAGAUGAGAUGCUCGGUCUGGUAUUGAUGUUAUGCUGGUUCGACGUAGGCUCCUCAACGCUUUCUACCAAUGAGAGAUGUCCUAAUUUCUUGCAGAUAUCCGAUCACAGUCGCUCUUCGUGGGUCACCCAUCUCAACGGUUUCCAAAACUUGAUUCGGACACGAAAAGAACGCCCCGGUCGGUCCUGUCACAGCCAAGAAUUGGCGAGUUUCUUCAAUCGUUAUUUCGCCUUCCAUUUAGUUUUAGCUCGCACUGCGUUUCGCGUCACUCCUGCUUCAUUUCAUACAUCGCCCCUUUCUCCGGACAGUAUACUGGAGAAAUCAGACACCAUUGAUCCAUACAUGGGAUUGAGCCCUGCUCUCUUACUACUUAUCAAUCAAGUAGCCGAGCUAGCGUGGAAUUGUGAAGAUGGAAACAUAAAAAUCAACCGUAAAGAUGUUCAUCAACUAAAGACGAACCUCGAUAGCCUUCAACAAAAGAUACCCACAGAGCAUAUCGAUCCGGAUACUGAGUGUGCUGCAAUUGCAGAAGCAAACAAGCUUGGGGCCCUUCUUCUUCUUCAUGAGAUCUGUUUGACUAAAGCCCCUAUGAAUCGAUCUGGUAUCCCGACACUGGAAUCUGAGGAGAAGGAUGUAUAUGUUGAGCAGAUAUUGACAUUGAUCUUGAAAAAGAAGGUAAAUAUGAUGCGGACCGCAGUUACGCCUCUAUGGCCUCUCUUUCUGGCAGGAUGUUGUGCUCGUAGGGAAGAGGAGAGGGUGAUUGUCUUGCAGUUGUUUAAAGAGCUGGAGAGUAUUCGUCGAUUUGGGAAUAUUACCCCUGCGAUUGAAGUUGUCGAAAUGGUUUGGCGCCAGCGGGAUCUGUCGGUGCAAGAUGAAAGAAAACUCCGGAAGAAGCUCAAUACACAACGGCAGAAAGAUCCAUUGCAAGAAGCCCGGUUCUCGUGGGAGCAUGCCAUGGUGAUGCUGGGUGGAAGGAAGCUCAGCUUGACUUGA
Penicillium coprophilum is the source of this 1383-nucleotide messenger RNA. Its product is annotated as fungal specific transcription factor domain-containing protein. The record is from RefSeq and is a predicted model, not a curated record. Gene Ontology annotation, biological process: positive regulation of transcription by RNA polymerase II. NCBI's taxonomy places the organism in Eukaryota, Fungi, Ascomycota, Eurotiomycetes, Eurotiales, Aspergillaceae. The coding region runs from base 1 to 1383 and encodes 460 amino acids. The transcript is spliced from 2 exons. Gene Ontology annotation, cellular component: nucleus. Gene Ontology annotation, molecular function: transcription cis-regulatory region binding; DNA-binding transcription factor activity.